GGUGCGCCUCGCUCGCCGCUGCUUCCCACGCGCAAGGCACGGCGAGGCUGCGGCUGCUGCUGCUGGCCCCUCGCCGCGGCCGUGAGUCGACGCUGGUGCCCACCGAGAAUGACGCCUCCGUUCGCGCAGACGCCUCCGUCCCACGCCACCAUGGGCUGCUCACUUGUCUCCCGACGCACAGCUGCAGCCGGCGCUCACAAGAGUGCCACAUGUCCGGCGGGACGAUUCUGCAGCAAGCUUGGCAUGAGGUGUGCGCUCGUUGUGCUCUGCCCGCGCACGGCCCGGCCGGCGGGCAUGUGUCGAGCGCGUGGACAGAGGUCAAGUCUGCAGAAGAGCUCGGCCGCGACGAGGUCUCGAGGUGCCAAGUGGGAGCAGGGGAGACACGAGCGUCGUGGAGACUCAAGCCACCGUGCACCGCAUGCCGCACGAGCUGUCUCCUCGAGGCGCAUUACAGCGUCGACUCAGUGGCUCUUGCGGCUUCGGCAGAAGCGACGGGGCCUUGAUUCGCUUUGCGCAAGCUCGCCACGGCGCCUUACAGAAGCAGUGGAGGUAGCUCGCCGCUGCCUCGGCUCAUGGAGUCAGGACGCUUCAGCUCUCCAGCACCUGCAAGCUGCUGCGGGGAGCGUGACUCUACGGAGCAGCGCUCGCUUUGCCGGAGCAGCGGCCCGAGCGCGCUCGCGCCCCAGGGCCUCGAGCUUGCCAGGCCCCACGCACCGUGCGAGGCAAGAGCCCGCUUGCUCUCCAUGCGUACAACAGAGACAAGCGCGGUGCGGGCGUCGCCGACCCGAGAGUCCGCUUGAUGAGGCCGCUCGCCGCUCGAGCCUCCUGAAGCAACCCGUACCGGGCACCACGACACCCUGGGUGCAGCCGACGGCGGCUCCGCUCGCGCUCGUGCUCUUGCGGCGGCUCAUGAGCCCGAGCCUCUUGUGUGACGUCGUUGCGCUGCUCUGGUGUGUCCUGCUUCAUCUCGGCCUCUUACCUAGCUUCCACGCAAGAGCUCGUUCGUCAUUUCGCGCACGAGCGCUCCGUGAGGCCCCACGAGCUUUCCAAGGCCCGCAGGCCGUUGCUCCGUGAGGGCGAUGCUGCGGCCUGGCCCCACUUCGGCUGAUAGCGCAAGGCACAUCGGGCCGCCACGGCCGGAGAGUGGAUCCGCAAGCAGCGCCGGCCUGCAGCGUCCUCCUUCAGCCGCCGCCCCUCCUCAUCAACUAUGGAGCUAAACGGCCGGUCGAGCCCCUGGGCGUGCGUCGUCAACGACCAGACGCGCGCGCACGCCCUGCAGCUAAGCGAGAUGUGCCUCAAGACCGCUUCAAAGCCGCACCUUGACCAA
Tilletiopsis washingtonensis is the source of this 1327-nucleotide messenger RNA. RefSeq lists its product as hypothetical. The record is from RefSeq and is a predicted model, not a curated record. The coding region runs from base 109 to 1074 and encodes 321 amino acids. The transcript has a single exon. Lineage: Eukaryota; Fungi; Basidiomycota; Exobasidiomycetes; Entylomatales.